AUGGCGUCUACUUACAAUGGCACCUCUGACUCUGCCGAUGAUGGCUACUCUUCUGGUGUCUCGGAUCUCAACGUCUUCUACGAGACGGGCCACUUGGUCUUUCUGGUCACCUGCGCCGUCCUCGUUCUUCUCAUGAUUCCCGGCGUGGGUUUCUUCUACAGUGGACUUGCUCGACGUAAAUCGGCCCUGACUCUGAUUCUUUUGUCCAUGAUUUCAGUCGCUGUUAUCAGCUUCCAGUGGUUCUUCUGGGGUUACUCCUUGACCUUUUCGCGAACUGGAAAUGCCUUCUUGGGUGAUCUUACUCAGUUUGGUCUCAUGGAGACACUCGCCCAGCCCAAUGGUUCUGAUGCUCUCCCUGACAUUCUCUUUUGUUUGUACCAGGGCAUGUUUGCUGCCAUUACACCUGCUCUUGCCAUUGGUGCCGUGGCAGACAGAGGUCGCAUCCUCCCCGCUAUUGUUUUCAUGUUCCUCUGGUCCACCAUCGUCUACGAUCCCAUCGCCUACUGGACUUGGAACGCCAAUGGCUGGCUCUUCAACCUUCCCAGCUACGACUUUGCCGGUGGCGGUCCCGUUCACGUUGCUUCAGGAACAUGUGCCCUCGCAUACUCCCUCAUGCUCGGCAAGCGCACCGGCUACUCUCGCAACAAUGGUCUUCCCUACCGUCCUCAUAACGUCACACAUGUUGUCCUCGGCACAGUCUUCCUUUGGAUCGGAUGGUUUGGCUUCAACGGCGGUUCCGCCCUUGCUAUGAACAUCCGUGCCGUCAUGGCAUGCUAUGUGACCAACCUGGCUGCCUCAUGCGGUGCCAUCGCCUGGAUUCUUCUUGAUUAUCGCCUAGAGAAGAAGUGGAGUACCAUCGGUUUCUGUUCCGGUGCCAUCUCCGGCCUCGUUGCUAUCACUCCCGCCGCUGGCUUUGUCAAGCCAUGGGGUGCGGUCAUCAUCGGAGUCUGCGGUGGUGUCAUUUGCAACUUCGCUACCAAGCUCAAGUUCCUUAUCAACAUCGACGAUAGUCUUGAUAUUUUUGCUAUCCACGGUGUCGGUGGAAUGGUUGGUAACAUUCUCACUGGUAUCUUUGGAACGAAAUCUAUCGCUUCUCUUGAUGGCGCAGAAUAUGAUCCCAUCGGCUGGGUUGACAGCAACUUUGUUCAGCUGGGCUACCAGAUUGCUGGCACUCUAGCCUGCUUUGCCUGGUCCUUUGUGUUGACCUGCAUUCUACUCUUCCUUCUCAACCUCAUUCCUGGUCUGUCCCUGCGUGUUUCUCCCGAGGAGGAGGAACUUGGCACGGAUGAUGGACAGUUGGGCGAGUUUGCGUAUGACUAUGUUGAGAUGACCCGUCACAUGGCUGACAGCACUCAUCCUAACUCUGAUGCAAGUGCGCGAACAAGUCACGAGAAGGUUUAG
This is a messenger RNA of Fusarium coffeatum, 1401 nucleotides long. RefSeq lists its product as uncharacterized. The transcript has 4 exons. NCBI's taxonomy places the organism in Eukaryota, Fungi, Ascomycota, Sordariomycetes, Hypocreales, Nectriaceae. Gene Ontology annotation, cellular component: plasma membrane. The record is from RefSeq and is a predicted model, not a curated record. Gene Ontology annotation, biological process: ammonium transmembrane transport. Bases 1 to 1401 code for a protein of 466 amino acids. Gene Ontology annotation, molecular function: ammonium channel activity.